Molecule: messenger RNA, 4028 nt
Organism: Acaulospora morrowiae
Lineage: Eukaryota; Fungi; Glomeromycota; Glomeromycetes; Diversisporales; Acaulosporaceae
Source: the annotation of a GenBank genome assembly
AUAAUUUAUAUCUUGACAUGAACGGCAUCAUUCAUCAUUGCUCCCACCCUAAUGAUAUGGAUGCUCACUACCGUAUUUCGGAGGAAAAAAUUUUCAUCGGCAUAUUCAACUAUAUUGAUCAUCUAUUUACAAAAAUUAAGCCGAAAAAAUUGUUUUUUAUGGCGGUCGAUGGAGUUGCACCCAGGGCUAAAAUGAAUCAACAACGUUGCAGGCGGUUUAGAACUGCAAAAGAUGCUGCAGAAGCCGUCCGAAAGGCAGAAUCAAAAGGCGAUGUAUUACCACAGGAAGAACCAUUUGAUAGUAAUUGUAUUACUCCAGGUACUGAAUUCAUGGCAAAGAUAUCCCUCCAACUCAAAUAUUUCAUAAACAAAAAAGUGACCGAGGACGCUAAUUGGAGAGGCAUAAAAAUAGUGUUAUCUGGACAUGAGGUCCCGGGUGAAGGCGAGCACAAAAUUAUGGAAUAUAUCCGUAAUGCAAAGGCACAAUCUGACUACAACCCCAAUGUUAGACAUUGCUUAUAUGGGUUGGAUGCAGAUUUGAUCAUGUUGGGACUCUUAAGUCAUGAUCCUCACUUUGCAUUGCUUAGAGAGGAAGUCACUUUUGGUCCCAGCAGUAAAAAGAAGAAGCAUGGACCUAUAGAAUCGCAGAAUUUCUACCUCAUGCAUUUAUCACUCUUGCGCGAAUAUUUGGAUCUUGAAUUUUCCACACUUCGCGAAUCCCUUCCCUUCGAAUACAAUCUCGAAAGAAUAAUAGAUGAUUUUAUUUUAUUGGCGCUAUUUGUUGGUAAUGAUUUUAUACCUCAUUUGCCCAAUUUACAUAUUGCUGAGGGGGCACUCGGAUUGAUGUUUCGUGUAUACAAAGAAGUAAUACCACUUGCUGGUGGUUACAUAAAUGAUGGUGGAAAGUUGGAUAUGAGAAGAUUAGAAUUGAUUUUUAAAGAACUGACUAUUUUUGAAAAGGAAACUUUUGAAGGAGAAUCUUUUGAUUCAAAAUGGUUCAAGGGAAAGCAGAAAAAGUAUCAAGAACAGAUCGAGAAAGACAGGAAAAAUAAGAAAUUAGUAAUGACAUCAAGACAAAAAGAAAUUUUCGAGCAAAUAAAAGAUAUGAUUGAUACUCAUUCUGAGGCUAUUCAUUUUCCAUCUGAAUAUCCAGCUCGAGAUCGUGAAUUUAUUAAGAAUCUGUCUAAUGAAUUGGAUAUUCAAUAUUCGGUGGAUGAAGAAAAACAUAUAUGUGUGCAAUAUGAGUCGGAAGAUGAAACCGAUGAUAUAAUCGAGAUAAGAGAAAAAGUAUUUGAGAAAUAUGGAGAUGCAGAAAUUGUCAAGGAUGUUGACACAUCUGAAGAAAGAGAGAAUAAAAAUUUUCUCGAAUGGAAAAAAAAUUAUUAUAGGGAAAAAAUGAACAUCAACUUUGAUAACCCGGAACAAAUGGAUAAAUUAGUUUGUGCAUAUUUAGAAGGGUUGCAAUGGGUGUUACACUAUUAUUAUAGCGGCGUCGCGUCCUGGGGAUGGUUCUACCCUUAUCACUAUUCACCAAAAAUCUCAGAUUUGCAAGAUUUGGAAAAGUUUAAUAUAGAAUAUGAAUACGGAAAGCCAUUUAGACCGUUUGAGCAAUUAAUGGGGGUUUUACCAGAAGGAAGUAAAAAAAUUAUACCAGCUGCUUAUCAAGAUCUUAUGACCGAUCCUUCGUCUCCGAUCUUUGAAUUUUAUCCUACUGACUUUGAACUUGAUCUGAACGGGAAAAAACAAAAUUGGGAGGCAGUGGUCAAGAUUCCUUUUAUUGAUCAAGAGAAAUUAGUUGAUGCAUUAAAUCUCAGAGAAAAUCAAUUAACCGAGGAUGAGAGACAGAGGAAUACCUUUGGAGAAAGUAUAAUGUUCACAUAUGAUUCUAGUUUAAAUGCGAUGUAUCCUUCCUCUUUACCGGGAUUUUUUCCAGAUAUUCACCAUUGUCAGUGUCGUAUGGAAACUUAUUUCCUCCCCACCAUUGAUGGAGUGAAUCUUGUUAAAGGAUUAUGUGAUGGCGUUCAACUGGGUGCAAAAGCAAUGGCUGGUUUUCCAUCAUUAGAAACUAUUCCUCAUACAGGAUCACUUAAAAUUCAUGGUGUCAAUAUUUUUAAGUCUGAGAGCAAGAAUGAGACGAUGGUUAUCACACUAAUUAAUAAAUUUGCAGGCAUGAAAACAGAAGAUAUAGCCAAGGAAAUAGUUGGCAAGAGAAUAUUUGUCAGUUGGCCUUUUCUUCAAGAGGCCAUGGUACAGGCUGUAUCUGAUGCACAUUCUAAGUACGAAUUAAAUGUUCAUUUCAAUAGUCAACCGGGAGAAACUAUCAAAGUCGAACAUAAGAUAGAAAUGCUCGAAAAUUGGCGUAGGAAAGCCGAUAAAUUGGAACAUACUUAUAGUAAAAGAUAUGGAACUAUUACAGGUGUUGUCGAAGUUGUUGCCCACGUUCUAAUGCUCAAAGGUUUAAAGAGAUUAGACAACGGUGCGUUAGUAAAAGAAUAUGAUAACAUGGGGCAAGAAGUUGAUUAUGCAAUUCAGACAAUUGUGGAAAGCGUAGAAUGUGAGGACCCUCGAUACGAAGAGAAGCCAGCAAUUCCAAUUUCAGAAGAGUUUCCGUACGGGACUAAGAUAUUCUUUUUAGGCAAUCCGUUCUAUGGAUGCCCUGGACAAGUUAUCGCAAAUACAGAAAAUAAUUUAGCGGUGAAGUUGAUUACCACUACGUCUAAUCGUGGAGAACCUGAUUUUGGUGCAAAAGUUGCGCAGGAAUUUUUGGAACGUGUGAAAUAUUUUCCUUCCUAUACUGUAGCAAAGAAGUUGGGAAUAUUAGGGUUGACUUUAAGCAAAUUGGCUUCUAGUUUGCAUGUGAUCUGCAAGUCAACCGAUCAACGGAUCAAUCUUGGCCUGGACUUAAAGUUUGAAACAAAAAAACAAAAAGUGUUGGGUUAUACUAGAAAGUCAAAGGACGGGUGGGAAUAUAGUGAGAAGGCAAUGAAUAUUUUGUCAUUAUAUAAGCAAAAGUUCCCAGAAUUUAUUCAAGCGCUAGAAAAUAAGCACAAAGAAGAAAUUUAUUCUGCGGAAGAUUUUUAUCCAAAGGAAGAAGCAGUGGAAAAAAUACGUGUUAUAAAAGACUGGCUCAAGACUGUUGAAGUAAGGGAUCUUGAAAAGGUUCCAUUAGAAGCGGAACAAUUAGAUAAGGAAGCUAUUGCGAAAAUUGAGAGAGAUGCUGAUGAGUUCCAUAAAAACUUGACUUUCAAAACUCUUAUUGUGAAAAAUGUUCCACGACAUGUGUUACUUAAGCCUGAACAUGCAUCUACACGGUUACAAGGUCAAAAUUUCAAACUAGGGGAUCGUGUCAUUUUUGUUCAAGAUUCUGGAAGUGUGCCAAUUGCAGCCAAAGGUACAGUUAUCGGUAUUGAGAAAACAAAUAUAGACGUGAUAUUUGAUUCCUCUUUCAUGAGUGGCUCUACUCUGGGAGAUCGAUGUUCACCAUUUCGUGGAAUGACUGUACCCGGGUCCGCUCUGCUCAACUUGACUAAUGAACAAUUUAUUGACUCCCGAAAAAAUGGUUCAAAACAAGGACCAAACCAUUUCCAUAAAUCACGAACUCAAGGAUCAAUGCAGAAUGGUCAUCAUAACAUUUAUCAUUCAUCUAAUUAUCAUAGUCGUGGAGGUGGCGGUCGAGGUAGCAGUAAUAUGCAUUCUAAUCAGAAUCACGGAACAAACGGUCCGCAACACAUGAGACAAAUUAUGAAUCCUGGUCGAUUUCGAAAUAAUGGUGUUGUGAAUAGUUAUAUAUCGAUGGGUGCACCUUCAUCACCGAAUCCUAUUCAAAUUCGACCACGUUCUUCACCACAGGCGCAUGGUAACAAAUUUAUGAGUGGACAGCUCCCAAUCUAUCCUCACAAUAACUAUAGAAAUGGGUUCAAUGGUAAUUCUAGAGGUGGAAAUGGAUUUUUGCAUAGGGGCAAUCGUGGUGGACAUUUUAACAACGGUAUUUCAUCACGUGGAAAAGGGAAAGAUGAUGGAAAAACUUGA